GGCACCCGUACAUCCCCAGUAAAGUCGGACGUGUAUCUAACUGGUUCCUCAACGUCAAACAGGAAGUCACCGACCAAACAGCUGCGACCUGAAUGAAUCCUCUGUGCUGUCGCUUGAUCGCAACCUGUUGUUUUGAGACGAUUUACUGAUGAAUUUAAAAGAUGGCUUCCGACUUAACGUUAUACUUAGACAACCAUCAACAGUACCCCGUGAUGGACGACGAGACGGGCUCCAUGUCCAUCGACCACGGAGGAGAGUGGGACAUUAGCCUGUUUGAUGAGCUGGACGACCUGGGGGAUGCGGAUGAGCUGUUUCAGGCCCUGCUGCACGCUGGCUGUGCCAGCGAGGUUCCAACCAUUGACUUUGAUAUCGACAUACCGUUGUGGUAUGACGUGGACACCAACAGCACCUGCACAGAUGGUGAGGUGAGCGUGGACUCUCUGUCACCUGCCCACACUCUGAGCUCUGUCCCCUCUCCUGGCUCUGUGGAAGUCCCGUCCCCAUACUACUUCCAAGACGAAGCCAUGUCUCCGCAAUCGCAGCCCUCUCCUGUUUCAGUCUGCUCAGAGUCCAGCGGCCUUUCUGCGAUCUCUCCCCCGGCUAAGAAAGCUCCAAAGAGGAACAACCCGAACGCCCAAGCCAGACAAGCUCAUCCAAUCAAGAGGCCGAUUCCGAUUGGCCCGAAGAUUUCCAUCCAACCGAAACCGCUGAUUACAGCUGUGCCUCUGGCAGCUCCCCUGCAGGCCAAGACGAUCAUCAUCCAGCCCCUGCAGACCGCUGUGCUGCCUCUGGUCAAACAAAUCCCAAUCAACAUCCAACCAGCGCCCCCUCCAGGACGUCCCAUCGUGCUGUCUCAGCCCAGCCAGGUGCUUCACAUCCAGGCACCACAGGCUGUCACCGCCAACGUGGUCGCCAUGCCGAUGUUCACCCAGGACAGGCCCGUGCCAGUCGCUGCUCCUCCAGCGGUCUCUGUCACGCUGCGAGCCCCCUCCUCGGAUGACGAUUCGAAGGUGGGCCAGAGGAAGCAGCGCAUGAUAAAGAACCGCGAGUCGGCAUCCCUGUCUCGGAAGAAGAAGAAAGACUACUUGCUCACGCUGGAGGCUCGCCUGAAUCUGGCGUUGUCCGAGAAUGAAUCGCUCAAGAGUGAAAAUGGCAACCUCAAGAAGCAGCUGGAGGGCCUGCUGUGUGAGAACACCGUGCUGAAGGUGACCGCCCCCAAGAGGAGAGCCGUGUGUCUCAUGGUGGUGUUGAUGUUCGUCAUGCUCAACGUUGGACCAAUGAGUCUGUUACAGGGCGGCUCCAAGCUCGGAGUUAUCUCCGUGCAGCACGGCGGCAGACACCUGUUGGGGUUCUCCUCCGAGGCAGAAACCGAGGUUGUGAUGGGCCCCGAUCCCCUCGCCGGUGGCCCCUCUGAGACGGCCGACAGCUCUGAGGAUAAGGCCCUGAUGGUGUUGAAGGAUCCUAUCUUCCUCAGACCACCUCCGCCCUGCCAGCCUCCCGUUAACACCACAAAGUGCUUAGAGUUAACCCAUGAGUUGAGGGGUUGGGUCCACCGUCAUGAAGUGCACCAGACAAAAUCCAGGCGCAUGAGUAACGGCAAUCACAAGCCCACCAGGAGCAUUCUGAAAGCAGAGAAUAAGGAGAGUGCCCAGAUUGUGACGGUCCAAUACACAGAAACAUCUGAGGAAAAGAAUCUUGGCAGUGAGCUGCAGGUGUACUACGCACCUCAUCACACCUACAGGGACUUCUUUGACGAGCUCAAUCGCCGCGGCGACACUUUCUAUGUAGUGUCUUUCCGCAGGGAUCAUCUUCUACUUCCUGCCACCAGACACAACAAAGGAAGUCGACCCAAGAUGUCUCUGGUGUUGCCAGCCAUGAACAUAAACGACAGCACCAUAAGGGACAAGGACUACGAGGUGAUGAUGCAGAUCGACUGUGAAGUGACGGACACCAGGAUCCUCCACAUCCGGUCGUCCAGCAUCCCGGCGUUGCUCCGGGUCAACCGCACGCAGGCGUUUUACGAGCACUCCUCGACUGACAGCCAGGCCCCGCCUCCCGUCGGUGUGCUUAUGGGGUCUGCUUAACAUCACCUGUUAUUGUUUAUAAACUCCUCGACUGGAUCCGUGAAGACACACGAUGAGAUCUCAGUUGACACCUUUUCUUUUGGUGCGUGUGAAGACGUACGGUUCAGAUCUGUUGAACACCCACUGACUUGAUUUUUAUAUUUUAAUGAAAUGCAGAGGUAGCUCAAAUUGUCAGCACCAGUCAGCCGCAUUCUUAAUUCGGGCUGAUAUCCGGGGGCCGUCUGUGAUGGGGUCCGAGCAGACGCUUGCUCCUUGUGUGGCAACACUGACUUCCCCCUGUAACCCCAGAUGCAACACAUAAGGGUAAUUGCUUAACGGCAGGGGGCUGAGCAUUGAACCCUGAGUCACCCCGUCAUAACACAAAUACUUUCGCCCCAUAGCAGCGCUCCUCAAGUCUCCGCUUUUUCUUUUUGGGUCCUUAAUUUUGGGAGCGAGCUGCAAAGCCAGCGGAGAAAACAGAAAAGGAUUAUACACAGAAGAUUGAUCUCAUUUGGAAGGCAUUUGUCUUUGUAAGGGCUGUAACGGUCUCUCUUACUCACUUGUAGUCUGUUGGCCUCUCUAAAUACAAAGCAUUGUGAAAACAGUGAAACGGGAACGGAGGCCGGAUUAAUUAGACGCCGCAACUCGAGGCAUUCAGUAAACUCAGGAAGUCAGGUGAUCUGUGAAAGCUAGCAGGCUAACCACGAAGGUGUUUGCUGGUUUCCAUUCAUUCACGGUUUCAAGUGCUCCGUUUUUUCCAGUUUUGGGUUCUUUGCACUGUGCCUUUCUUAUGUUAUUGAACAGAUUCAGAUACUGUACAUAUUUAUUUAUAAUAUUAUGUAACAGUAAAGCCAACUCCUGCGCCAAGAGGCAAUUCCCCUCUUUUUUUUUGCGGUCGAGAUGUAUUCCCUCAAGAUUCAUUGUAAAGUCAAUGAAUCUUGACUUUACAUAUUCUCUAUUUGUCUGAUUUAUACUUUGUGGGAGCUUUAUAAUCCUAGUUUAUUCACCAAAACAAAAUGACUGAAUUGUAUAUAAAAUGACAAAUAGUGGAUUGAAAGGAAACAUUAAAUAUUGGCACUAUAGGGUAUUUCUCACUGGCUAGCCAUCCCAAGGUUUUAUUCCAAACAUUAUCUGGACAUUGAAAUCCAAAUCUGGUGAAAAGCAGUUUGAGUCCUGACGGGAUAAAUUGUACUUUUAUUUUGUGCACUUGAACCUAUAUUGAAAUUGCAACCUACUAGAAAAUGUCAAUUAUUAGUUUUAGUACUAAUUUGUUGUAAAGAUUUGCACUAUAUAAGACUAUAUAAGAAAUGAUACAUGAUCAAAAUAUGUACUUCUUUGUGUAUGUUGAUAAAGCAACAUACUAUACUUUCUUUUAGCUAUAUGUUUGUAAAGAUUGUUAUGCUUUAGCUCAACAAAUGACCAUAAACAUAUGUCCUUUUUCUUGAGCCAGGCCAUUGCUUUGUGUGUGUGUGUGUGUGUGUGUGUGUGU
Molecule: messenger RNA, 3552 nt
Organism: Cyclopterus lumpus (lumpfish)
Lineage: Eukaryota; Metazoa; Chordata; Actinopteri; Perciformes; Cyclopteridae
Gene: atf6
Product: activating transcription factor 6
Exons: 16
Coding region: 162-2084 (640 amino acids)
Biological process (GO): regulation of transcription by RNA polymerase II; endoplasmic reticulum unfolded protein response
Cellular component (GO): nucleus
Molecular function (GO): RNA polymerase II cis-regulatory region sequence-specific DNA binding; DNA-binding transcription factor activity, RNA polymerase II-specific
Source: RefSeq, a predicted model, not a curated record